Drosophila willistoni is the source of this 929-nucleotide messenger RNA. RefSeq names its product zinc finger BED domain-containing protein 4-like. NCBI's taxonomy places the organism in Eukaryota, Metazoa, Arthropoda, Insecta, Diptera, Drosophilidae. The record is from RefSeq and is a predicted model, not a curated record. Bases 425 to 904 code for a protein of 159 amino acids. Gene Ontology annotation, molecular function: protein dimerization activity. The transcript is spliced from 4 exons.
UCGAUGGUUUUUUUCCUCCAUCGAUAGUUCACUGCAUGGCUAGACACAAAACCACGCUACACAGAUUUCUAAAAUAGGUGUAACUUUGUUGGCGGUUCCUCAAAAAUUAUGGAUAAGUUUGUGAUUUCAUCAAAUAAAAGUGCAUCAUCAGCUGCCUCAACAUCUUCAGCUGCCUCAUCGAUAUUAGCUGCCUCACCAUCAACAUCUGCCUCGUCGUCCGCUGUGGUUCCGCAUCCAGACGAGUUGCCUUGCAAGCGAAAAAAAUGCAGCUCUCAGGUAUGGGACUACUUUGAAAAAUGUAAAAGUAGAGCUUCAGCCAAAAGUGAAGUCUACUGUCGGAUGCGAAAUAAUCACAUUUUUAUCUAGUCGAAUUAACUCACGACUUUCUAUAUAUGAGUCCAGAUUAAUUCCACGCUUGGCAACAAUGCUCGACCCUCGUUUUAAAAAAGAAGGUUUUAGGAGUCAGCAUAACGCCCAGCAAGCGGCAAUCGCACUCGAAAAUGAAAUCACCUACUUAAACAAAAAUUUGGAAAAUCGAUCUCCAAACGAGGAACCGCCAACAUAUGCUGAAAAGGACAAUCUUUUCAAAUUUGUGACCAAGAAAAUAGCUGAAAAACAAAAGACGACCAGAUUGGAUUCUAUUGUUACAAUGAGGCAAUACUUGGAGCAAAACAACGCAACCCAAGACGUUGACCCAUUGGACUACUGGAAGAUUAAUGAAAUACAAUUUGGCCAACUGGCCAAAUGUGCCAAGAAAAUAUUGUGCAUUCCAGGUAGUUCAGUGGAGUCUGAGCGGGUUUUUAGUAAGGCUGGAGAAAUCGUCAGCCAAAAAAGAAGCCGUCUAAAGCCAAAAGCUGUGAAUAUGCUUCUAGCCUUGAAGCAGAACCAAUGGAUUUUGGAAUAAAUCUCGAAUAUUUUUGUUUUUUUAA